Molecule: messenger RNA, 1675 nt
Organism: Quercus robur (English oak)
Lineage: Eukaryota; Viridiplantae; Streptophyta; Magnoliopsida; Fagales; Fagaceae
Source: RefSeq, a predicted model, not a curated record
ACCUGAGCAUCUGUAAGGAAUCAAAACUCGACAAAGAGAAGAUGAAAAAUCAAUGAUAAAACCCAAAUUCUCAAACCAAAUAAAACCUCGUAGAUAACUCGUUGACUGUGAAGUGUAAACCAUACAGCAAGCAUUAAUGGUUUCCUUCACACUCACAGUACCAUCAAUCCUCACCCCACUCUCUCCAUCACCACCAAUCCUGUUGCUCCACCUCUUUUCCCACCAUGACAAACUCGCUCUCACUCUCUGUUCCCAUAAUAGUAAUUCUCAUUCUCAAACAACAAUGAAAACAUUUUUGUCACCGUUGGUUUUACCCGCAGAGAAGAACCGUGACUUGACUCGAUCUGUGAAGCUAAGGGCACAGCUGAGGUAUCCUAUUAUAUCUCCGGACGACCAUUGGGGCACGUGGGCUGCUCUCUUUGCCACUGGUGCUUUUGGUCUCUGGUCAGAGAAGACCAAGAUAGGGAGCAUGGUAAGUGCUGCCCUGGUGAGCACUUUGGUUGGCCUUGCAGCAAGUAAUAUUGACAUUAUUCCAUAUGAAGCGCGGGCAUAUUCAAUUAUCAUGGAGUUUAUGCUUCCUUUAACUGUUCCAUUGCUGUUGUUUAGGGCAGACCUGCACCGUGUCAUACGGUCUACUGGGACAUUGCUGUUGGCUUUUUGGCUUGGAUUGGUUGCAACUAUAGUUGGCACUGUUGUGGCAUUUCUUUUUGUGCCAAUGCGAUCACUUGGAGAAGAUAAUUGGAAGAUAGCUGCUGCUCUCAUGGGUAGUUAUAUUGGUGGAUCUGUUAAUUAUAUCGCAAUUUCAGAGGCUCUUGGCAUUUCUCCAUCAGUUUUGGCUGCAGGAGUAGCUGCAGAUAAUGUAAUUUGUGCUUUAUAUUUUUUAUCAUUGUUUGCUUUGGCCUCUAGAAUACCUCUUGAAGCUUCAACUAAUGAUGUUGCUGUGGAUGUGGAGUCUAAUUCUGGAGGAAAACUCCCUGUGCUACAGGUUGCAACAGCUGUUGCUAUAUCCUUUCUGGUAUGUAAGACUUCAACUUAUCUCACAAACAUAUGCGGAAUUCAAGGAGGCAGCCUUCCAGCAAUAACUGCUAUUGUUGUCAUCUUAGCAACUGUUUUCCCAACACAAUUUGGUUUCCUUGCACCUGCUAGUGAAACUAUUGCCCUGGUUUUGAUGCAGGUAAUUGAAAUUUUUCCAGUUAAGUGGUUUACUUUGGGUGCUAGUGGGAGCAUAUGGAAUGUCAUCAAUACAGCUCCUAGCAUUUUCACGUUUGCUCUCGUUCAAGUCACUGUUCAUCUUGCUGUGAUCCUUGGACUUGGAAAGCUGUUUCGCUUUGACUUGAGGCUGUUACUUUUGGCAUCAAAUGCCAAUAUUGGAAGUCCUACAACAGCAUGUGGAAUGGCCACAGCCAAAGGAUGGGGCUCAUUGAUCGUUCCUGCAAUUCUUGCUGGCAUUUUUGGAAUUGCGAUUGCAACUUUUCUUGGCAUUGGUUUUGGAUUGACAGUACUCAGACAUAUGUAGAAAAUACCACUUCUGAAUGUCAGUCCUGUACUAUUUGUGUGCUUGUGCGCAGACAUUACAUUGUCAAUAUGGCAAUCUGUUUAUAAUAUAGUUCAAUGUCUUGGUGAAGUAUACAAGUGAAGCACCAAAAAUAUGAGUGAUAUUACACAAAAUUUCACA